Molecule: messenger RNA, 982 nt
Organism: Cajanus cajan (pigeon pea)
Lineage: Eukaryota; Viridiplantae; Streptophyta; Magnoliopsida; Fabales; Fabaceae
Source: RefSeq, a predicted model, not a curated record
AUGACUAGGACCAACGAGCAGAUAGCUCGUGCCAUAGAGAUGAUGGCCAUGGCUAUGCAACAGCAAAAUGCCUAUUUUUCUAGGAUGGAGGCUGAGAGAGCUGCAGCUGGUGCAGCAAGAACUACAGGGUCACAGGAGAGCUGGGACCUUGCUGAGUUCUGGAAGUGUAAUCCUCCACAGUUUGCAGGAGAUGCGGAUCCAGAAGUAGCUGACCGCUGGAUCCGUGAGCUAGAGAAGAUCUUUACAGUAUUGGGAUGUCCUCCAGAGAGGAGGUUAGCAUAUGUUGUGAACAUGCUUGCUGGGGAGGCUGAACAUUGGUGGAGAGGAACCUAUCAGAUGCUUGCUGCUAGAGGAGUUACAGUUGAUUGGGAGUGCUUCCGGACAGUGUUUAUGGAGAAGUACUUUCCGGAAAGCGUGAGGCAUGCCAAGGAGGCAGAGUUUAUGCGACUGCAUCAGGGAGGGAUGACAGUUUCUGAGUAUGCGAUGAAAUUCCAGCACCUGGCUCAUUUUUAUUCGCAAGGUGGUAACCGUGCUGUGAGGACUGCUGGGGGGCCAUCUGGGUCCAAGAAGUGUGAGAGUCAGAGGAAGCCGUAUGACAGGCCCCACUCUCAGCAAUGGGGUUCUGUUGCUCGGCAAUCUUCUAGUGCUGCUAGUGGAGGUAGACAGAGUGGAGGUGCCACUCUGAGAUGUUUCAGGUGUGCUAGGCCCCACUUUGUUAGGGACUUCCCGCACACGGAGAGUCGUUGCUUCAGAUGUCAUCAGAUGGGCCACGAGUCAGCCAACUGCCCUGCUAGGGGCAGACCAGAGAGGAGUACUCUGAGGGGUGAUGUGCAGAGAGCUGAUACUCAGAGGAGUAGUGCACAGAGAGCUGAUACUCAAAGGGGUGACAGACCCACUACUACUGGUAGUAGAGUAUUUGCCUUGACAGGUGCUGAGGCUUCGACUUCUUCUAAUCUUAUGAAAGGGAAGGGCAAAGUUGCUG